UGUUUCAACAGACUUUUUAGUUUUUGUUCAUAAAACAUACUAAGAGGUUAUAAAUUUAUCCCUCUCCAACUCUUCCAAGAUUCACAUCCCCAUUCCAUAUCCACUCAUCAUUUUAAAUUUUUAUUUAAUUAAAAUAUAAUUACAUCAUUUACCCCAUCCAACCCUCUCAGAUUCAUAACCUCUUUCACAUUAUUAUCAUUAUGUGUGUUUAAAUAAAUAUAUAAAGGCAACUUGCAGAAGUCUGUUGAAUGUUGCUUAUGUGUAUAUAUUUUUAGGACUGAACACUUGGUAUUAGAUGUCUGUUUAGGAAGCUUGCUUUACAGUAAUGGAUAGUUUGUUUUGGUUUUGUUUUGUUUUUUGUUUUUUAAUCUUUGAAAUUGAAGUUAAUUUCCUGAAUCCUUACUCGUUUCGUUUUCAGAGAUCUAUCACUGUUAAUUAAAUACAAUUUGAUCGGUUUUGUAGUAUUCAUUUAAUAUAGAAUGUACACACCUUUGCUUAAAAGAAAAACUGUUAAAUAAUUUCCUUAGACAUUUUAUAGCCUACCCACAUAAUAAAAGAAAUCUCAAGAAAGACACUAGAAGAGAUGUCAGAAGAUUCAGAAGAGGAAGACUAUUCAGAUAGAAGUAUCAGUGAUGACGAUGAGUUGGAUGAGGAUUCAUUCAUGAAAUUUGUAAGUGAUGAUAUUCAUCAGUGUACACUACUAACAGCUGAUUCUAUUGGUGACCCAUUCUUUCCUCGGACUACACAGAUUUUAUUGGAGUAUCAGCUAGGAAGAUGGGUACCACGCCUUCGAGAACCACGAGAUUUAUAUGGCGUCUCUUCUUCUGGUCCGCUGAGCCCAACACGGUGGCCAUACCACUGUGAGGUCAUUGAUGAAAAAGUCCAGCAUAUUGAGUGGACUCCUUUUGUUCCUGAGCCAGUCUAUGUCCCAACAGGCCUGGAAAUAGAACCUGUUUACCCAAACUCCAAGGAAGACACCGUGGUUUACCUAGCUGAAGAUGCUUACAAAGAGCCCUGUUUUGUGUAUUCCCGAGUUGGGGGUAACCGAACACCCUUGAAACAACCUGUGAAUAGCUGUGACAACACGUUGGUGUUUGAAGCAAGGUUUGAGAGUGGUAAUCUACAGAAGGUAGUCAAAGUUGCAGAUUAUGAAUACGAGUUGACUGUGCGCCCAGACCUCUUCACAAAUAAGCACACUCAGUGGUACUAUUUCCAGGUCACUAAUACCCGAGCAGAAAUAGUCUACAGAUUCACUAUUGUCAACUUUACCAAGCCUGCUAGUCUUUACAAUCGGGGUAUGAGGCCACUGUUCUAUUCUGAAAAAGAAGCCAAAACCCAUAAAAUUGGCUGGCAGAGAAUAGGAGACCAGAUCAAGUACUAUAAAAAUAACCUUGGGCAAGAUGGGCGUCAUUUUUUUUCCCUUACAUGGACAUUUCAGUUUCCACACAGCAAGGACACUUGCUACUUUGCUCACUGCUAUCCAUACACUUACUCCAACCUUCAAGAAUACCUUUCUGGCAUCAACAGUGACCCAGUGAGAUCAAAGUUCUGUAAAAUACGUGUCUUGUGUCACACACUUGCUAGGAAUAUGGUGUAUGUCUUGACAAUAACUACUCCCUUGAAGACUAGUGACGCAAAGCGCAAGGCUGUGAUUUUGACUGCAAGGGUCCAUCCAGGGGAGACCAACAGCUCUUGGAUCAUGAAAGGCUUCCUAGAUUAUAUUUUAGGAGACUCGAGUGAUGCACGCUUGCUUCGGGACACUUUCAUCUUCAAGGUGGUACCCAUGCUGAAUCCAGAUGGUGUGAUUGUGGGAAACUAUCGCUGUUCCUUAGCUGGACGGGAUUUAAACCGUAAUUACACAUCUCUCCUGAAGGAGUCUUACCCUUCUGUCUGGUAUACGAGGAACAUGAUCAAUAGGUUAAUGGAGAAACGAGAGGUUAUUUUAUAUUGUGAUCUUCAUGGCCAUAGUAGGAAACAGAACAUCUUCAUGUAUGGUUGUGAUGGUAGCAGCAGAUCUAAAACGAAAGGAUUGUACUUACAGCAACGAAUCUUUCCACUCAUGCUGAGCAAAAAUUGCCCAAAUAUAUUUUCCUUCUCAGCUUGCAAGUUUAACGUUCAGAAGAGCAAAGAGGGGACAGGAAGGGUUGUGAUGUGGAAGAUGGGCAUCAGGAACAGCUUCACGCUGGAGGCCACCUUCUGCGGAUCUACUCUGGGCAAUAAGCGAGGCACACAUUUCAGCACGAAAGACUUAGAGUUGAUGGGAUAUCAUUUUUGUGAUUCUCUAUUGGACUACUGUGAUCCUGACCGGAGCAAAUAUUAUCAGUGCCUAAAGGAAUUAGAAGAAAUGGAAAAACAUAUGAACUUCGAAAAAGUCUUUGAUGAUUCAGACACUUCUCUAGUAGAAAUUUCUUUGGAUGUAGAGUCUAGUAGUCGAGGCUCUGACAGCUCAGAGUCCAAUGACACUCAGACUUAUCUUCUCAAGGUGACCUCUCAGGCAAAAAACAAGAAAAAGUACCUGAAAACAAAGAGGGAAAGAAAUGCCAUCCUAGCAAACCGCCAGAAUGACAUGGGAGAGGUUUAUGGUAAAGAACAUUUACUCCAAAGACACGAAGAAUCAAAUUCUGAUGGGAAAGACCCAAGUGUGAUUGCACCAGAUGUUUAUAUGGCUCACUGCUUCAGAAGAUCAUCGCCCAGCCAAAGCUUGGUGAAAAUUCCUGGACAAAGGUUUCAUCCCCGAAAAUCACGGUCCAGCUCCCGACAUAUGAUUAAAAGUCUUAACAAAGACCAUCAGACAUAUAUUUUAGAAACAUGUAAGACUCCAAUCCAGGAAGUUCAGUCCAGACCAAUGGAUAUAUGUGAAAGUUGUUUCAGAGUGGCAUCCUUGAAAUGUCCUGUGAACAAAAGACCUUCAAAUUGGAUUGAGAAGACAAGGACACCAACAGAGUCAAAUCACCAAUUGAAAAGCAAAGCAAAAAGAUAUACAUCUUUCCAAAGCAAGAGGACUAGUACAAAUUGGACAGAUGAUGAAAAACGAAUUUACAGGGAUAAAAGAAUAGCUCGAACUCAGGAAAUACUACAGUACUUACUCCCUAUCGUGGAAUCCUCUAAAAGCAUGAAAUCUACUCAAAUGAACAAUCUAGUCAAUCCAAGAGCCAACUUCCAACAGCAUGAACUUAUUCCAACUGCUUGCAUAAAUAAAAGAAGAUACAGCACACCUUGGGCACCAACCAGGAAUCUCCCUUUUAAAGCCCAAAGGAAUCUUAUGACAGAUAACUCUGAAUGGCUCCAGUCUGUGCCCCAGGGGUCAUUUGAAAGUCUAUCACCUCUCUGCAAUCUUCAGAAGAAGACAAAGCAUUUUGAACUCUGGGUCAACAAGGCUAAGGAGGGGCAGCUUGCCACCAGCAAAUGGGAGACUGUUCCCUCAAGUUCUAAAGUGGAUACAAAUGUCAUCAGAGGUAGCAGUCUUCUUCCGCCUAAAGAAUCCACCACGAGGAGCUCUGAGCAGAGAAUUCCUUAUCUAACCAGAUGCAUCAAGAAACCCGGUGAGAGUAAUGGCCUGCUCACCUUCCACCUGAAAUUCCAGAGGAACAGUUAA
Rattus rattus (black rat) is the source of this 3595-nucleotide messenger RNA. It is a transcript of the gene Agbl3, whose product is annotated as ATP/GTP binding protein like 3. The transcript has 18 exons. Lineage: Eukaryota; Metazoa; Chordata; Mammalia; Rodentia; Muridae. The coding region runs from base 584 to 3595 and encodes 1003 amino acids. The record is from RefSeq and is a predicted model, not a curated record. Gene Ontology annotation, biological process: proteolysis. Gene Ontology annotation, molecular function: metallocarboxypeptidase activity; zinc ion binding.